AUGUUCGAAGACUUCUCUUUCACAUCACCGUCCUCACGGCCCGCCCGACUAGCCCUGGACCCAGAGGACCGCCUCAUGGUCGACGGCGACAGCACGUUAAUAUCGCCUCUCUCGUCCCGCUGCCCAUCACCACAAUCGCACCGCUUCCGCAAUAUCUCACGCUCGCGCUCGUCGCACUUCCACCGCUCCCAACAACCUCCCACCUCCGUCCCCUUCCCCUAUGACUCAGACCACAAGCGGCUGUCCAUCUCGACCCUGACGCAGAAAUUGCACGAGCAUACUCUCGCCACGCCGACUAACGAUGGCCGCUCAAACCAGAACUCGAAUCAACGCUUCGCUCAGGGUCCUGGCCAGGGGGGCGGUGGAUACGGCUAUGACGGACGUUAUACGCCCCGCUCCCGGUAUGGCGGCUAUAGCCACGGACUCGUCCUUACACCACCGGAGACAGAUCAUUCAGACGAUUCAGGCGUAGAAGGUCUCUCCUCCCCAUCUGCAUCGUCAAAUCCCAGUCCGACAUUCAUGCCGCCAGACCUCCUCUCUGAUUUACCCGAUUUCGGGCUGGAUAGCCACCCCCAUCCUCCGAACUCCCAUCCGCUCCAGGACCAGAAUCAGGACAUAAGAAUGCAAAGGCAGCAGAUUUCCCGGUUACAAUGUAACCAAUCGGAAGUAGAAGCCAUGCAGCGAAGUCUACUAGCAGAGGAAGGGGGAUUAGGGGCAGGCGACCCAUCGCGUGAAGAAGACGAUUGUCACCCGAGUGAUCUACCACCACGAUUGUCGCCGCGUCGGAGGGCUGUUACACUUGCGAGAUCGAGGUUCGGACCUGAGGCUGGUGCGGAUGCUAGGGCUCGGAGGAAGAGUUCUUGUGGGGCUCUUUUGUCGAGUCGUGUUGAUAAGAGUCAUUUGAGUGGGUAUGCUGGGGUCGGGAAGAAGAGGAGUGAUAAUGGGCUUCGACGGAAGAGUCUUGUGAGUGCUGCUUUGGCUUCUAUGGUUGAGAGGGAAUAA
Molecule: messenger RNA, 1002 nt
Organism: Penicillium antarcticum
Lineage: Eukaryota; Fungi; Ascomycota; Eurotiomycetes; Eurotiales; Aspergillaceae
Exons: 1
Coding region: 1-1002 (333 amino acids)
Source: RefSeq, a predicted model, not a curated record